Molecule: messenger RNA, 2100 nt
Organism: Physella acuta
Lineage: Eukaryota; Metazoa; Mollusca; Gastropoda; Physidae
Source: RefSeq, a predicted model, not a curated record
UUGGCAUUCGAUCAUUCCAGGGGAGGAAUUAAAAGCAGUUGUAGCUAGUGAACAGCAGGACGUAUGAUGACGUAAUCCCACUACAGGAGAGCCAGCAGACGACCAAUGGAUGACGGCAGGUUAGGGUUAGUCAGACGUCAUGCUAGACGCAACCGUCGUAUGACGUACGUCAUGAAUGAGAUCAUCCGGAACAGACAGGCCAUGAACGAGAGCUGGCUGACACGUCAUGAACACAAGGUCAAGGCCAGGAUGUCCACCGAGACGGUACUGGCCAGGCAAGCGGCGGUCAGACAGAGGGUUCUGCUGCAUUGUAUGGACGUGAGGAAACAGGCAACAUCGAGUCAGACGAACAACCUAGGCAGGUAUGCAGGUCAAACCCUGCAGGAUAUCCACAGGGAGACGGAGGAGAGGAUCGCCUGGUACCACCCCAGCCUGAGGCGGCGGAGACUGGUGGAGAGGACCAGAGACAGGUGUCUGAUGCAAGGCGAGAUUCUCCAAGAGAGUGACGUCAGAGACAGGAUGGGCCAAUUCUUCCAGGACCUCCAGGACGACAUGAAGAGACACGCCCAGACCCGCAGACCAGCCCCGCCCCCCAACAGAGCCAGGUACAGAAGGGUCGGGGGGCUGCUGGUGGGGGAGGACGACGGCCCCAGGGACGGAGACUUCCCCGACCCGUUCGGCACGGUGAAGAAAUACUUGGAGGACAACCCGCUGGGCCGCCUGGCCGGGCUCAUCCCCAGCCGCUUCAAGGCUGAGCUGCUCAGGGCGCAGGAGGCCGAGAAAAAUGGCGGCGCUGUUCCAGAGUUGGCUGAUGGAACCACACGUCCGGGAACAACAGUUUCCAGCAAGGGUGGGGGAAGGCUGACAAACCUCUCCACGGACAGUGACACUGCCGUCCUGCCACGAAUGAAAAACUUAUCGCCCGUUACCGCCACAGCUUCACCUACUCGUCUGGAGAGGAUUCGAACCCUGGUCUUGCCACCCAUCCAGCCAACCAAACAGAUGGUAGCAGACCUCCAUCAGUAAACAUGUACAACUGUCCCUCACACAAGCCUCUGUCAGCCUCUGGCGUGUCACUGUCUUGGACCCUCAAAUCAUAAACGUUAAAGUUCAUCAGCAGCACAGAUUUAAUGUCUUUAUAAGAACAUUUAUUUGAGCCCUGAUUAAAUCCCCCAGUUUUUAGUCCCUGUUGACCUACAUACUCGGCUAUUUUUAGGGACUAUCAAUUUUAUAAUCAAAUAUUGUGGCUAUGAUUGGUCAGUUCUCAAUAGUGAAAUAUUCUGGGACUUGAAGCCGUAUGGUAUGAUAACGCCCUGAGCAAUGAAGAACUUGCAGCGAUUAAUCGUCACGCUCGCGUGGUGGUCGAGUGGAUUAGGCCACAACAGACACCUCAUGUCUCCUGCCAGAGUUCGAAUCCAGGUGGGGCGGCGCUAUAAACACACCUGACUCUACGCCUGGCCGGUAUACCAAGCUCAGACAAAACAUAGAACCAUCGCCAUUGGAGAAGUCUUGUUUUGUUUUGAAUUUUAAAAAUAUAGCAGAAUAAACAUUUGACUCCACGUUUUAAUUCCCCUUUCUGUAACUCGGCCCUAAGUACCAUGUAUUAGUAUUAAACUUGAGCACAACUCAGGAGCCUGCUUUAAAACAUCGCCAAUGGCCACAUCCUCUUUUAUGUUUCGGUCUACUUGACUAAUGAGUUAUCAACCAUUUUACUGUAUUCGACUUCAAGGUGGCUCAGUUUGAGCCGGAUACUUUCAUUCAUUACUAAUGUAUGAUUUUUAUUAUAAUUUUAAUAAGCUAUUUUUAAAUAACAAAUGGUCAUUACAAUUGUAGUUAUAAAUAUAAUGCAAUAUUUUUGCAUAAACAAAUUACGUUUUUUUACAAAUUUGUGGGGAUAAUUCUACACGAUAUGUUCACUGUUAUUAUUUAGACAAGUAGACCCUACCAACUUUUAAAUUAACACAGGUAAACAUUUCUGCAGGUUGUUUUUUUUUUAAUUUAAUCACCACGUAUUCUUUUAAUGUGUUUAGUUAAUAGUGUAGUGACUUAUGGGGGAGAAAGUUUCCUACUUACACAAAGAUCUAUUUUCUUUUUAUCAAU